Molecule: messenger RNA, 3898 nt
Organism: Carassius auratus (goldfish)
Lineage: Eukaryota; Metazoa; Chordata; Actinopteri; Cypriniformes; Cyprinidae
Product: cyclin-dependent kinase-like 5
Exons: 19
Coding region: 285-3365 (1026 amino acids)
Biological process (GO): positive regulation of axon extension; protein phosphorylation; regulation of dendrite development
Cellular component (GO): nucleus; dendrite cytoplasm
Molecular function (GO): protein kinase activity; ATP binding
Source: RefSeq, a predicted model, not a curated record
UCGGCUCCAAUGACGCCAGUCUGAGAACUGUUGCUGCUGUCGCGGUGCGCGGAGAACCGGAGACACACAUCGGCGCGUUUGUUUGGGGAUGUGCGUGAUUGAACGCGUCCAGAACACCGGAGCGCGUGAGUGCAGGUGUGUGUGACGGACAUCAUCAUGCUCAAAGGCUCUCGGUGAUCCACUCCUUCCCAUGAUUCCUCACCAGGCCGCCCCAUGCCAGCCCGUAACCAUGACGACCACUCGCCCCCGCUCGCCCCUCCGUCGCCCGGCGGCCGUUUGACUGGAUGAGGAACCCGGCCUCCAGUGAUGUGAUGCACAGGUUCGAGGUUCUUGGGAUUGUGGGGGAAGGAGCGUACGGAGUCGUCCUGAAGUGCAGACACAAGGAGACUAAUGAGAUCGUGGCCAUUAAGAAGUUUAAGGACAGUGAAGAAAAUGAGGAGGUGAAGGAGACGACGCUGCGUGAGCUGAAGAUGCUGCGCACGCUGAAGCAGGAGAACAUCGUGGAGCUGAAGGAGGCGUUUCGGCAGCGAGGGAAGCUGUUCCUGGUGUUCGAGUACGUGGAGAAGAACAUGCUGGAGCUGCUGGAGGACAUGCCCAACGGAGCUCCACCCGAGAAGGUCCGGAUCUACAUCUACCAGCUGAUCAAAGCCAUCCACUGGUGCCACAAGAACAACAUCGUCCACAGAGAUAUCAAGCCGGAGAAUCUACUCAUCAGCUCCGACGACAUGCUCAAACUGUGUGACUUCGGUUUCGCGCGGGAUCUCUCUGAAAGCACCGAUGUGAACUACACUGAGUAUGUGGCGACUAGAUGGUACAGAUCCCCGGAGCUGUUGCUGGGGGCUCCGUACGGGAAGGCGGUGGACAUGUGGUCGGUGGGGUGUAUUCUGGGCGAGCUGAGCGACGGUCAGCCUCUGUUUCCGGGCGAGAGUGAGAUCGACCAGCUCUUCACCAUCCAGAAGGUCCUGGGUCCGCUGCCGCCUGAACAGAUGAAGCUCUUCUACAACAACCCACGCUUUCACGGGCUUCGGUUUCCCUCGGUCAGCCAUCCGCAGACUCUGGAGAGACACUAUCUGGGAAUCAUCAGCCCAGUCCUGCUUGACCUCAUGAAGAACCUGUUGUUGUUAAACCCGAAUGAGCGCUAUCUGACUGAACAGAGUCUGAACCACCACGCCUUCCAGACUCAGCGGCUGACUGAGCGACCCGGCCCGCUCACACCCACACCCGUCCGCUCCUCCAAGAGGAAACCGCUCCUGGACAACACCGCCCCCAGCAGGGGUCAUGUGGUCAAGAGUUCAAGUCACCAUCGCUCAAAUAGCCGCGACUGUUCCAGUCUGCCCCGCCAUGGGAACGAAGACCUCCACCCGUCUAGCACCGAGGCAUUCCUGAACGGGUCAGUACCGUCUGCCAACAGCCUGAGUCCAGUGAUGCACCCCAAAUCCUUUCAGCCACUCAACCGCUCGGCGUCGUGUGGUAAAGACCUGGCCAGCCUGCAUCACGCCAAAGAGGCCAAAUCCAAAGCAGGCGAUUUUGACUUUGGCAAACCGGCUGACGGACCGGGGCCCAAAUACCUGAAGUCCAACACGCCUCGCUCCCAGAACCGCCAUUCCUUUGUGGAGGGCAAGACCAGCACGCUGACAGGGGAAAGGGAGAAACAGAGCCGCCACGGCUAUGGCGAGUCCACCGCGUCGUCGUCUUCGGGCGGAAAGGGGUUGUCUUCAUACAUAAGUUUGUCUAAGAGUCACGGAUUGCUUAGUGACUCCAAAUCCGUGACCAACCUCAGUGACAUGCGACUGCACCCGGAUGACCCCACUGGCUCUCCGCGCUACUUCCCCAGCAGCUGCUUGGACCUCAACAUGAACCUGAACUUGCCGACGCCGGGCAGUCCAUCCAUGCAACACGGGGAGCGUUCCGGACACAGUCCCGCAGUGGGGCGUCGCAGCAAACUGGAACGAGACGGAAGCACGGCUGAGCCGUCCACCCGCCGUUCCUCAUCGAGGCAGGAGAGUGACGGAAACCCUGUUGAUCCACUUGACCCCUCUGGAGGAUUGUCUCUUUCUGCGCCCCACGAGUUCCCCUACGGCGUGGGCUACACUAGCCCAUUUUCCUCUCAGCAGAGGCCACAUAGGCACUCCAUGUAUGUGCGGAGGGAACGGGGGCGACCCCACGGGGGUGAGGCGGGCGGAUUGGCAGUGGGACAAGGGAUGUCCACGAGGGCCAGCAGUCUACAGCUCCUUACCCCUCAGCUUCAGCAUCGGACCCUGCCGAAACACAUGGGCAGUGCCGUGUCGCGGGACGCAGGAUUAGACGACAUCAGGAGUGACCCCGCGGCCGCAGAGGUCAGUCACACGCGACCUUUAAUCCGGGAGUCCACACGGGACAACACCACCACCUUUCACACGCCACGGCAAAAGAGCGAGGGAGGUGUUUAUCACGAGCAGCUCACAGAUGACAGCGGAUCGGCCAAAGAGAACCGCAUGAUGUACAGCGACUCAGUGCCACGCCGGGUCGGCAGCUUCUACAGGGUGCCGUCUCCCAGACCAGAUAACUCGUUCCACGAGAGUUCAGGGGUCACGAUGGACAGCAGCCACAGCAUACACCAACCCACAUACGACCCGUGGACGGGGUCUGAAACGAGGGACAUGAGUCCUCCAGAACACACCAAAGAGAAAGAGAAACAAGGCUUCUUCAGAUCCAUGAAGAAGAAGAAGAAGAAGUCUCAAACCACAGACGCUGAUGACGAGCGACGGCCAGUCGUGAGGAAAGCGCUGUUUCCUCUCUUUCACUCUCAGAGGAGCUUCACGCGCAGCUCCUCUGAGAGAGAGCGCCCCCUCGUGGCCCCAGCACUGGUGUCGAGUGAGGGGCCGGAUCCGGUGCUGAUGCAGAAAGCAGCGUCCCGCUCGUACACACACCAGGGCAGCAGACACCGCACUCGCAGCCGAGAGAGAGACCGAGAACGAGAGCGAGAACGAGAGCAGGAUCCGGAGCGGGACGCAGACUGGCCCUCGGAGAGAGCCCCAGACACACACUCACAGCCUCUGAAGUCUCUGCGGAAGCUGCUUCAUCUCACCACCUCCUCGUCCUCCAACCAAACCUCGGCAGAUCUCCACUACCCCCUGCCCUCCUCCAAAGGCGGCGGGAGUUUCGUGGAGCCCCGUGGCCUCGGCUCCAUGCAGCCCAAGGGCCGUUCGGCUGUGUACGGGGCCCCGGGGCCCCUGGAGUCCGGCUGGCACUCCAGCGCUCUGGGACGUCCCGAGGGAAACCCUUAUCCCGACCAGAUGAGCUCCAAAGCGGGCCCCACUGGCUUCGCUCGUCACUUUCGUUCACGUUUGCCAAACCUGAAUGACCUUAAAGAGACAGCGCUGUGAGUCAGACUCACUCCUAAUCUAUAAACGUAAAGCACUGGACGUGCUGCUUUAGUUUCUACUCUGGUUGUAGUAUAUAAAUAUAUCGGAUUCUGCAUAGCUACUCUUAUAUUUGGUUAAAGGUUCAUGUAUAGAUGACAGUAUUGGCAUUUAUUUUAAAGUUAUAGAAUAAGAUAUUACAGCGUAUAUAUAUAUAGAUAUUACGACUUUGUCUUUAAAUAUUUUCUGUUUAUACAAUUCAGUGAAAAUCGGUAGAUAUUAAGAGUAACAGUAAUUAACGGUAAGAAUGCGCGAUUAUAUGUGCGUGUGCUUCCCAGAUAGCGCACGUAUGUUGCUUUAAAUGUCAUAUUUAUGUGUAAAUUAAUUCUUAAAUGUUGUGGAUGUCAUACUAACACACGACAGGGACGACUAACACUAACAAAUAAUUCAGAUUUGGAGAGUAGUCUCUUCUGCUCAGCGAAGCUGUAAUUGUUUGAUUUAAAAAUACAGUAAAAACUGCAAAAUUGUGAAAUAUUUUUAUAAUUUAAAACCGCUGU